AUGCUGAUGCUGAUCGCAGCAACUUUGACUUCGCCCACAAUGUUGGGUACCUAGGAAAUCACCGACGGAUAACAGACAAUGCAACGAACUGCUUUUCCACCCCACCCAUGUGGCAACCAGGCUUUGUGGCAUCAUGAUCUACUGACAUCUCCGCCAUCCUGCCAGUGAAAGAUGUACCGUAAGGUGAGGUUUUUUUCAUUCUAAUUUUUGUCCUUUGCACAGAAGUAUCAGGACAAUACAUUCUAAUCUAAGGACCCCCGGUGUCUCGAUUGCAUCUCCAGGUGCGCGCAUGCCCUAAUAUUAUAUGUGAGGCGUACUGUUCCUAAUACAAGGUAAGGUUAUUUUUUUCUCAUGAGUCAACAUGACAGGUGAGCAGCCGAGCUAGACCAAAUACUAUGGUUCAUGGCUGGUGGACUGCAGGAGCGAUCCUCCCUAAAAAUAGCUUUUACAUCUUACUCUUGUCUGUGGCCUUCGUGCAAAUCCCAGCAGUACCCGUCACCAGUAACCCGGAUUGUGCCAGGAGCCUGAGUCCCGGUGAUGGUGUAGGACAAUGGGUGUGCCCUGCCCCGGCUUUUAAAGGCUCGAUGCAGCGGAAGGUUAAAAGUUGAUGUAAAGAAUAAUGGAGCAGCA
Messenger RNA from Suillus plorans, 630 nucleotides. RefSeq lists its product as uncharacterized. The coding region runs from base 396 to 608 and encodes 70 amino acids. The transcript has 4 exons. The record is from RefSeq and is a predicted model, not a curated record. NCBI's taxonomy places the organism in Eukaryota, Fungi, Basidiomycota, Agaricomycetes, Boletales, Suillaceae.